UCGAUGAAUGACAGGGGCGGGGCCAGGAACAGCUUCUAAUGCACAUUGUGAGAAGCUCCCAGUGUGCAGUGACAUCAGAGGAAGCUAUUUCAGUCCAAGGGAGGAGCCAGUACACCUGUGCAAGACUGGAGGGGGAGGAGCCAGUACACCUGUGCAAGACUGGAGGGGGAGUAGCCGGUACACCUGUGCAAGACUGGAGGGGGAGUAGCCGGUACACCUGUGCAAGACUGGAGGGGGAGGAGCCGGUACACCUGUGCAAGACUGGAGGGGGAGUAGCCGGUACACCUGUGCAAGACUGGAGGGGGAGGAGCUGGUAAACCUGUGCAAGACUGGAGGGGGAGGAGCUGGUACACCUGUGCAAGACUGAAGGGGGGGAACUGGUACACCUGUGCAAGACUGAAGGGGGGGAACCAUUACACCUGUGCAAGACUCUAGGGGAGGGAGCUGGUACACCUGUGCAAGACUGAAGGGGAGGAGCCAGUACACCUGUGCAAGACUGGAGGGGGAGGGGCCGGUAGACCUGUGCAAGACUGGAGGGGAGGCCGUAGGUCAGCU
Molecule: messenger RNA, 555 nt
Organism: Staurois parvus
Lineage: Eukaryota; Metazoa; Chordata; Amphibia; Anura; Ranidae
Source: the annotation of a GenBank genome assembly